AUGGCCACCCCUCCGACCGAUGUCGCCCUUAUCUCCCCCUCGAAAUACACAUCCUCCCCUCCCGCCUCCGCCUCCGCGCCCCCGAUAGACUGGCUCCUGCGCACCUGGAGCGUGACGCACUCCACCCUCACCAUGUGGCGCGACGCCCGCAACGUGCGCAUCACCUACGCCGCCCUCCCCGCGAAGCCCGACGGCACCGCGCGCGUCGACGACCUGGUCGAGUACGAGUCCAACAAGAGCACCCCCUCGACGGGCGUCAAGUCCGUCAAGGGCGUCGACACCGCGUCCCGUCCCGGCGGCGACACGGGCGCGUGGGACUGGAGGGGCAAAGGGUGGCUGUUCUUUGUGGGGAGCCACUGGGAGGUCCUCGGGUGGGGGGAGAAGAAGACGGCGGCGGGGGAGACGGAGAGGUGGGCUGUUACGUGGUUUGCACCGACCGUCUUUACGAAGGAGGGCGUCGACAUCUACUGCGAUCGGAAAGAGGGCUUGAGUGAGGGGACGUACAAGGAGAUCAUGGCUGGGUUGAAGGGGUUGGAGGCCAAGGAGGUCGCCGAGAUGGUCGAGAAGGACAUGAAGCCUGUUGAGAUUUUGUUGCCGUGGAAGGAGGCUUGA
Molecule: messenger RNA, 612 nt
Organism: Colletotrichum aenigma
Lineage: Eukaryota; Fungi; Ascomycota; Sordariomycetes; Glomerellales; Glomerellaceae
Exons: 1
Coding region: 1-612 (203 amino acids)
Source: RefSeq, a predicted model, not a curated record